AUGAGGCAAAUUGGUGAUGCAGAAGAUCUUAAUAAAGCCUUACGACUAUUUUGGGAAGUCGAGAGCCUUAAUAUUACAAAAAAACCGGCUUUAGCUGUUGAAGAUCAAAAGGUCGAAGAUUUCUAUCGUUCUACAACCAUCCGACCUGAAAGAUAUGCGGUGAGGUUGCCUUUUAAACAGUCCCCAGAGCUGGGAGAAUCCUAUACUGGAGCCUUAAGAAGAUUUUAUACUAUGGAACGUAAGUUUAAAUCUAACAUUAAUUUAAAAAUUGCAUAUUCUGAUUUUAUGAGUGAAUAUAUUUCAUUGGGCCAUAUGGAACCUGUGCCUAACAAUGAAAUUAAUCGCCCCGCUGCCAAAGUGUACUAUUUGCCACACCAUGCCGUGUUAAAAGAUACAAGUCUUACCACAAAACUUCGUGUAGUAUUUGAUGGCUCUAGCAAAUCAUCAAACGGACAAUCUCUAAAUGAUAAUCUACUAAGAGGCCCCGUCUUACAACAAGACCUGGUAGCAGUCCUACUGAGAUAUAGGUGCAAGAAAUUUUGUUUUGCGGCUGAUAUAAAACAAAUGUUUCGCAUGAUUGAUAUACAAGAGUGCGAUCGUGAUUAUCAAAGAAUUUUGUGA
Molecule: messenger RNA, 621 nt
Organism: Calliphora vicina (urban bluebottle blowfly)
Lineage: Eukaryota; Metazoa; Arthropoda; Insecta; Diptera; Calliphoridae
Exons: 1
Coding region: 1-621 (206 amino acids)
Source: RefSeq, a predicted model, not a curated record